GGCUAUAAAGAAACUGACGAUUGUGUCUUUGUGUGCUUUUAUUUGAUUUUUCUGGGUGAUAAUGGAUUCUCCAUCACAAGACAGUGUACCUGGCUAUGAGACGAUGCCAACAGAGGGUGGAGGUGGAUUACUUCCCCCUCCUACGUUGUCCGACCAACAACCUCAACCUGAAACUCAACCAUCAUGUCCAAACUGGGAUGUACCUGGCUAUGAGAAGAUGAUCACAGAGGGUGGAGGUGGAUUCCUUCCCCCUCCUACGUUGUCCGACCAACAACCUCAACCUGAAACUCAACCAUCAUGUCCAAACUGGGAUGUACCUGGCUAUGAGAAGAUGCUAAUAGAGGGUGGAGGUGGAUUCCUUCCCCCUCCUAUGUUGUUCGACCAACAACCUCAACCUGUACCUCAACCAUCAUUUCAAAAGUGGGACUUCCCAUCUCUCAGCAAGGAUGAUGCUCAACAAGCCUUCAUCCAGUAUGCAUCAAAUAAACGCUGCUACAGCACGAAGCCAGCAGAGCAGGGAGUGAUCACCAAUAUGGAGUCCUUCGAUACAUACAGGUAUCGCCUGGUGACGUUUACUGAGACACGAACUACAGAGAGGAGUGAAAGGCCGCACUAUGGUGAGAAAAUAGACAACAGUGGACUAACCCCGCCCGGGCCGUGGGAGAUUCCAGUUAAUGUUCCCCCAUUUUUUCAGGAUGACAGUCACAUCGUUGAGAUUCCACACACAGCAUCUGUGACGAGAUGCUUUCACUGUUCUGCUAGGGGAUACACAACCUGCGGUUCCUGUGGCGGGCUUGGAAGGAGAAUAUGCAGUGGGUGUGGUGGGCUUGGUACUGUCUAUUAUGGUCAAAACAGGCAGUUUUGCAUCGUCUGUGGUGGAAGUGGGAGGACAAUUUGUUACCUAUGCGGUGGCACAGGUGAGACCACAUGUGAUGUCUGCUCAGGCCAGAAAAUGGUCAUAGCCGCCCUCAACCUUGUUGUGAACUGGCAUAACGAUGUUGAAGAACACACUGUUGAACAAUCCAGUGGUUUAAAGAUGUCCAAACUGGACAAUGUGCCUGGAAGGGAGUUGUUCACAGACUCUAACUACAUGGUUUAUCCAGUCACAAACUUCCCUGACCCAACAGUGGUACAAGUCUCAGAAAGGCUACUGAGAGAGCACCAAGACAAGUAUUUGAAAAAUUCACGCAUUUUGCAGCAGCGUCAAACCAUUGAGCUGCUUCCUAUUACCAAGGUAACCUACCAAUGGAAGGGAGAGUCGUAUGUGUUCUUUGUGUACGGGAGAGAUUUCAAAGUCAGUGCUGUGGACUAUCCUGCUGCCUGCUGCGGCUGCUGCUGCCCAAUUAUGUGACUCAGCAUCACCUUGCCCAUGAUUUGUGAAUUUUUAA
Micropterus dolomieu (smallmouth bass) is the source of this 1388-nucleotide messenger RNA. RefSeq names its product protein SSUH2 homolog. The transcript is spliced from 16 exons. The coding region runs from base 62 to 1351 and encodes 429 amino acids. Lineage: Eukaryota; Metazoa; Chordata; Actinopteri; Centrarchiformes; Centrarchidae. The record is from RefSeq and is a predicted model, not a curated record.